GCCCGGAGCCGGAGUUCCUGGAGCGGACUUGCCAAGCGCCUCAGCCUACCCACAGGGAUUCCCUCUCCAGCCAAUCGCGUCUGAGCAACGGGACUGCCCCUAACAAAGAUGGCGGGAGAGGCCUCCGUGGGGGCAGGCUGAUUUAACACCCAGACCCAGGGCGGCUAGGGAAGACAGUGGUAGCGGAGCAGCCCGGCCAUGGAGGAGGGAGGCAGCGGCGGCAGCGGCGGCAGCGGUGGCAGCGACAGCAGCACCAGCGGGAGUGGUGGGGCGCAGCAAAGGGAGCUAGAGCGCAUGGCUGAGGUCCUGGUCACCGGGGAGCAGCUACGGCUCAGGCUGCAUGAAGAAAAGGUGAUUAAAGAUAGGCGACAUCAUCUCAAAACCUACCCAAACUGCUUUGUCGCAAAAGAACUGAUCGACUGGCUGAUUGAGCACAAAGAGGCUUCCGACAGAGAGACCGCAAUCAAGCUCAUGCAGAAGUUAGCUGACCGGGGCAUCAUUCAUCAUGUGUGUGACGAGCACAAGGAAUUCAAGGACGUCAAACUCUUCUACCGCUUUAGAAAGGAUGACGGCACCUUCCCGCUGGACAACGAAGUGAAGGCCUUCAUGAGGGGACAGAGGCUGUAUGAGAAGCUGAUGAGCCCUGAGAACACGCUGCUGCAGCCCAGGGAAGAGGAAGGGGUCAAGUAUGAGCGCACCUUCAUGGCGUCUGAGUUCCUGGAUUGGCUGGUCCAGGAAGGCGAGGCCACCACAAGGAAGGAAGCUGAGCAGCUCUGCCACCGGCUCAUGGAACACGGCAUCAUACAACAUGUGUCCAACAAGCACCCAUUCGUGGACAGCAACCUUCUCUACCAGUUCAGAAUGAACUUCCGGCGGAGGCGCAGACUGAUGGAGCUGCUCAAUGAAAAAUCGCCCUCGUCUCAGGAAACUCAUGACAGCCCCUUCUGCCUGAGGAAGCAGAGCCAUGACAAUCGGAAAUCUACCAGUUUUAUGUCCGUCAGCCCCAGCAAGGAGAUCAAGAUCGUGUCUGCCGUGCGGAGGAGUAGCAUGAGCAGCUGCGGCAGCAGCGGCUACUUCAGCAGCAGCCCCACCCUGAGCGGCAGCCCCCCGGUGCUCUGCAACCCCAAGUCCGUGUUGAAGAGACCUGUAACUUCGGAGGAACUCCUGACUCCUGGGGCUCCGUACGCAAGGAAGACAUUCACGAUUGUCGGUGAUGCCGUGGGUUGGGGCUUUGUGGUACGAGGAAGUAAGCCAUGCCACAUCCAGGCCGUGGACCCCAGUGGCCCAGCAGCGGCAGCGGGAAUGAAGGUCUGUCAGUUUGUCGUCUCUGUAAAUGGGCUCAAUGUGCUGCAUGUUGACUACCGGACGGUGAGCAAUCUGAUUCUGACGGGCCCUCGGACGAUCGUCAUGGAAGUCAUGGAGGAGUUAGAGUGCUGAGCAGGUAGACAUCCUGGCCCUUCAGUGGCCUGAGAAUGAUCGAAGCCAGGAUAACACAAAGCAAUGCAAUGACAAGACUUCCACGCACAUGGAUGGUUUUGGACGCACAAAAUGUCUCCAUACAUACACAUCUUGAUUUGCGUUUCAUACACUGUUUGAAUGUGGAAGAACCGGGUAGAUCAUCUUUAAAAAAAAAAAAAUUAUGUCAGUGUAUAAAAAAGUUCAGAAAUGAAAUUUCCUUACGUAGUAGAAUUACCUUACUCAGGUUCCAUUUGUAGUUCUCAGCCAUUGUUUUUUAUCUUGAUUUGCCUAAAGUUGUUGAAAUGCUUCUCUGGCCAAAACAGCAACAUGCUAAAAUCCCCUCAUAGGAUUCAAUGGAGUAGUUGUUACAGAUUUUAAAUUGUUCUCUUACCAAAAUGAACCUGGAACUCUUUAUGGAAAGAUCUGGAUUUCACCAAGCUUCAAAUUAAAGCAACAUCCAAAGGAAUAUUACCCGUUAACUAGCAUUUUGAAGAGGUUCUAAAGCAUUCAAGUGCUUAAAAGCCAUUGAAAAAAAAAUGACUUUUUUUUAAUUCCUGCCUUUAGUAUCAACUUCUAACCUAUGUUUUCAUUUAUGGCGUUCAUUAGAAAACAAAAACCUUGUGAUGAAUAUAGAUGGGAUACAUAGGGGGAUACUACUUCUGAUUAUUUGCUCUGAUUUCUCUUUCUGAGCCUAAAUAAUUUUGUCUUAUCAAUCAGCUACAGAAGCUUUCUAGAAUUAAUCCAGAAUAUGUUGAAUGUCAAAACAGAGGAAUUUGUAUAUACACAUAUCAAGCCUCUGGCAAGAUUUCACGUUGAAGUUGUCCCUUUUUAAAUGAAGUAUUCUAGAGCUUGGCCCAUAUGUGAUAAAAACUUGAAAUUAAAUUGCCUUCUUGGCCUGAAUUUUUACUAGCUUUCUAGUGUAACAUAUUCUAAGGAAUGACAUGUCCUGCUUCUUUGGCGGGAUUAUUUUUCACCAAAACAUCAUCUUGUGUUGUCAUUUUUCAGCUCACUGUAUAUAUGCAUGUUUCUUUUUUUGGUUUAGAAAAGAAUGCAUUUGGGGGCUUGUUGUAUUGAGGAAAUUCCUCAAAGUGCCAAAUUAGGUAGUCAGGGAAUGCCAAAUUCUUGAUUUCAUAUGAUGCAUUCUGAACAACCAGGUUACUUUCUUAUCACGUAUUAACAAUGAAAUAUGAAUGUUGUACCUCAGCCAUUCUUUUUGUGAUGGGUUAUCAUAAUGUGUUGGUACUAGUAAAAUGAACAUAUCGUGCUACAGAUGUUACAUAUAUAUGUUUCUGGUAAUCCAGCUUUUCUGAUCUUAGCUUUAGUCAGAGAAUAGGAUUUUGAAG
Mustela erminea (ermine) is the source of this 2801-nucleotide messenger RNA. It is a transcript of the gene DEPTOR, whose product is annotated as DEP domain containing MTOR interacting protein. The transcript has 9 exons. NCBI's taxonomy places the organism in Eukaryota, Metazoa, Chordata, Mammalia, Carnivora, Mustelidae. Gene Ontology annotation, molecular function: protein binding. Gene Ontology annotation, biological process: intracellular signal transduction; negative regulation of TOR signaling. The record is from RefSeq and is a predicted model, not a curated record. Bases 199 to 1437 code for a protein of 412 amino acids.